CCACACAGAGCAUUCCCAUCAAUAAUUCAAUCAUUCGAAUAUUUAAUUCCAAUUGAAUACUGCUUCUGCAAUUAUAUUGAUAACACUGAUGAUACAGGAAAUUCAUCCUCGAGUACUUUGACAUGGGCGGAAAAGGAAACUGAAUAGUAUACAAUUAACUUGUCUUAGCAGAACUUCAUGUAACGACCAUUCGAAUUGCUCUUACGUGUAACUUUACAGUGAAUAUCGUCAGAUCGAAAUUUAUGAUAAAUGGCCGUUUUCAGCCUCGGUAGGAAAGAGGGUUUUCCCUCCCGUUACUCGACAAACGAGACCCCGGUCACCGUGGACGUCACGGAAGUGAUUUUCAUCGCACUCUUUCUUAUCAUAGGCAUCGCUUACUUAAUUAUCAUACCGAGUUACAAUAAGAGACAGAGCAUUUUCAUGGGCGUUAAGGUGACAUUCAGCGUAACAAUUGGAUGUCUGUUGAUCGUGAACAAUUUCGGCCAGGAAUGGGAGAGGAGCACCGUGAGAACUAAAGUACCUUACAGAGCCGGUACCGGGCACGAAAUCAAUGGUACCAUUGGCGUGAAAAUUGGUCUCCGGUCAGUGAACAUCACUUUAAAAGGAACUGGAGAGCAAGGAACGCCGCUCGCGAAGGAAACUAUUAAUUACAAUGAAAGAUUUUGGUGGACCUGGGACCAAGGCAGAUUCGGAUUCGGCCCAGAUGCUGGGCUGUUGCAAAGAAAUUUUCGAAGCGCUCAAAGAAGGGGCGCGCCGAUCUCGAUCCUUUGGGUAGCCGAGUAUUUCGUCAUCGACGGAGAAGGCAUACGAUUCGGCAGAUUUUACCGUACCGCUGGAUGGUAUUGUCACAUUUUACUGUGGACAGCAUUUGCUACGUGGAUCCUAGCGAAUAUAUUUCUACAGAGCGUAGGACGAUACGCGGCGUAUUGUCUUGGCACCACCGGUCUCCUGCAAAUAUUAACUUGCUUUGUAUGGCUCCUCGUUCGCAAUCCGUCGCCACUCGUAAUUCCUUUCGAGGAUGGAAGUAUUCGGUUGCAUUUUGGACCACACUUUUGGAUGACCUUGGUCUGCGGUAAACUGUGCGUACUAUUGGCUUCAAUAUUACUGUACAUGGACUUCAAGUACCCGAAUCUAUUGUCUAUGUUUUUGAAUACGAAUCCUUUCAAUCAGUACGACGAGUGCAUAGUAGAUUACAGCGAGUACGAACAUAUGACAAAUACCGAGCAAUCCGGAGGAAUAGAAAUGCGACCACUUCGCAGUACUUCACGAUCUUCAAGACUCGACGUCAUGGUACUGAAAAGGAGGACAAGUACGAAGUCGGUGAAAAAUGUGCUUCGCUGCCCUGUACCGGUAAACGUUGAAACACAAGAAGAGGGUGAAGCAAUAUAUUUAAACUUGAUACGAGAAUCAAUUUCGCCGGAAGUGAUCACUCAUCGUGGAGGGGAUGAUGCAGAGUCCCCGCCGUUAGUGAAACUACCGGAAAAAAUCACAGACCAGAGAGUAAUGGUUUGAAAAAACUGUGUAUUAUUACGUUACUACAGGAAUGACGAUACAAUUAUCUUUUUUAUGUA
Messenger RNA from Nomia melanderi (Alkali bee), 1571 nucleotides. Its product is annotated as dual oxidase maturation factor 1-like. The record is from RefSeq and is a predicted model, not a curated record. Gene Ontology annotation, cellular component: endoplasmic reticulum membrane. Gene Ontology annotation, biological process: protein transport. Lineage: Eukaryota; Metazoa; Arthropoda; Insecta; Hymenoptera; Halictidae.